CAUCAGCUCGUGGGCCUGUAUACAUAGCCGGUUCCGAUGAACGUUCGAUCGAUGAGGCAAUUGUUCUUACGGAAAAGUCUCGUCGACGGAACCAUAAAUAUCAGGCCGAGGAGAUUACCUUCCACGCUUGUGUGGACAUCGAAAGACUGCCUCAAGGCGUGCAAGGCAUCCCGAUGGUCCGAAUUCCUGACACCGUCAGAGAAUUGUUCGAACAACUCAUUCGCCGUACAGCAGCUGAUUUAAAUCCAUCGGACCUCAUCCGAUUUUGCAUCCAGGCAGAAGGUUUGGACAAACCGAUCAGCACUUCUCUGAUGGACAGUUUCGACUUUGACGGUCGAAAAGAUUCUGGCUGCAGUCAUGAAAGUACUGCAGUCCAAAGACAAAAUCGAGUUGGAUACAGGGUUCGCAGUGGACGUGAUCACCAUCAGAAGACCUAUUGGUGCCGGACGAAACAGGAAAGUGAUUAAUAUCUCAGUGGAUAGACUCAUUAAAAAGUCUAUUUUGCCCAUUCCCUAUGACGAUGAAGGACUGUGCUGUGCCAAAGCGAUUGUUUAUGCCUUGGCGCAUUUGCACAAAGAUACAAGUGCCAUCAAUGCCUUGAAAAAUCAUCGUCAGCCAACACUGAUGAACCGUGCAAGGGAACUUCAUUUAGAUGCAAAUGUGUCCCUAGGCCCCUGCACUUUUGCAGAGAUAGCUAUAUUUGAAGAUCACCUGGAUACUCAAAUUGCCGUCUUUUCUUCGGAGAACUUGAACCGAGUGGUCUAUAAAGGGAAAGAGAGGGCACAACGGAUCAAGUUUGUGGCUUCACGAUGGGCAUUAUGACGUCAUCAAAUCCCUGAAAGGAUUUUUCGGCAGUAACCAUUAUUGCACAGCAUGUGAAAAGCCGUACGAUCAUCCGGAAAGCCACCGAUGUGCCAAUGCGUGCCCUAUAUGCCUAAGGGACUUGAUUGCUUU
Molecule: messenger RNA, 954 nt
Organism: Stegodyphus dumicola
Lineage: Eukaryota; Metazoa; Arthropoda; Arachnida; Araneae; Eresidae
Source: RefSeq, a predicted model, not a curated record